UUCCUAUGUUCCUGAGCAGUGCACGUAGUGAUAUGCUCUCACAAGCUACUUGCCACAAUUGGAUAAUCUUUCGAUGAAGAAGGUCGAACGAUAACAAACGAAACGAAACGAAAGGCUUAUUUCGUAAAUACUUUCUCAUAAGUUAUUCAAACCUAUUGACAAGUGAUAACGUUUAUCGAUAAUUAAGUAAAUUUUAAUUACAAGUUCACGUGUAACUUUGUCUAAUCGGUCGGAAAUUGACCGAGUCCAAAGAUGUGUGGUGGUUUUACGUGUUCGAAAAAUGCGCUAACAGCCUUAAAUAUACUUUACAUUGUCGUUGCAUUUAUUUUAAUUGGAGUCGCAGUUUAUGGAAGAGCAUCAGCUUUAGUCACCAAUCUUCCUAUAAUUGGGGGAAUUUUAGCCUGUGGAGUAAUACUCAUUCUCAUUUCCAUUCUCGGGCUAAUUGGUGCUGUGAAACAUCAUCAAGUUUUAUUAUUCUUUUAUAUGCUUAUCUUGUUCCUUCUGUUUUUGAUUCAAUUCAGCAUUGCUUGCGCCUGUCUUGCUGUUAACGCCAAACAACAAGAACAACUUGCUGAACAAGGAUGGAGACGAGUUGGAGAUGAUUUACGUGCUAAAGUAGAAGAAACCUUCCACUGCUGUGGAUUUAAUGAUACCGUUAUUGAAACAGAUCCCUUGGCAUGCCAUGAUACAAAUAGAACUUGCUGUCCUUACUCAGACCGCGAAUGCACCAAUCGAUGUCCAUUAUGUAUGCAAAAGUUGCAAUCUACAAUUGAUUAUGCUUUCAAACUCUGUGGUAGUAUAGGAUUAUUUUUCAGUUUUACAGAGUUUGUUGGUGUUUGGUUGACCGUGCGGUACAGGAACCAGAAAGAUCCGCGAGCUAAUCCUAGUGCUUUUCUCUAGUCUAACACCAUCGCCAUGUCCUCUAUCUCCUCAUAUGACCCUCCUAAUAGAUGGUGAUCGCAGCUUUUCUAGCAAAGCAUUUUAAAAAUCAGCUGGAUCCGCAACAAAAAGCUACAAGAGCUGCAUUUUCCCAACUAAAUUAUCUUUAUUAAUAUGACUUCACCAAAUUAUUUAUUUACGUGCACUUUUAUUUCCUUUGUAGAACAGCGACACCAGAUCUGGGAAUAUUGGAAUCUCGCUUUAUACCCAUAAUUGAUAGAAAAUACAUGAUUAUCAU
Polistes canadensis is the source of this 1177-nucleotide messenger RNA. RefSeq names its product tetraspanin-13 (gene Tsp97E). The transcript has 7 exons. The record is from RefSeq and is a predicted model, not a curated record. Lineage: Eukaryota; Metazoa; Arthropoda; Insecta; Hymenoptera; Vespidae. Bases 253 to 900 code for a protein of 215 amino acids. Gene Ontology annotation, cellular component: membrane.